Molecule: messenger RNA, 831 nt
Organism: Metarhizium acridum CQMa 102
Lineage: Eukaryota; Fungi; Ascomycota; Sordariomycetes; Hypocreales; Clavicipitaceae
Source: RefSeq, a predicted model, not a curated record
AUGACUGCCCCUCGAGCCUCUGAAGAUAUCGCGGACCGCAACACAACCGGGCUAUCUGGGGUAAGUGUUGGCUCAUACGGCCUGGGAACCGCUCCUGAUACAUUGUCUCCUGUUACGGAAGAAGGCCAGACUCCAGACAAUUAUGGGCCUCUCUCGGUUGCUUUCCUCGCAAAGCUAGACAGGACGUUUGGCUUUACCCUGGCCCAUCACGGAGCUGCCUAUCUCACUCAGCACCAUUUGGAUCGCAAAAUCGACCGCGUAUUCAGGCAAAUCGUCUAUUCAAUCCGUACGACUUCUUCUUACCCAGACGAUCUCGGCGACCAGCUGGAAGAACUGGUCUGCAGGAAAUGUGAGUACACCCGAAAAAACAUGCGUGCGUCUUCUUUCAGGAAACGGCAACUCACCCUUGGCCUCUGUCCAGACAAGCUCACACAUUACCAAAGGGGCAUUCUGCAGCUCGACACCCCUACAAAAGCUGCCGUUGGUGAGCUCAACACCUUUGCAAAUGGAAAAGUCGGCGCAGACCAAGCCCGUUAUCUGUCCCAGGACCCCAAGGACUAUGCCAUCAUGGGCACCAUUAGCAAACUCGACUUGAUCGUGGGACAAGUGGCCACGCCUCCCGUAGGGGAAAAGCUUUUUGUACGUCUCUUGCCUCUGGCAUUUCCUUCAGGGCUAACCGAGACAGAAACCGCUGCUGAAAAGCCUCCAUCGCUCCCCGAGCAUGGACAUCCGCGACUACCCGAGCUGGCCGUUUCGCAUACUCUCGCGAACCAUCGUCACCUGCCUCCUGGCGGCCUUGUUCUGCGUCCCCGUCAUCGUCCAGGCCUCUAG